AUGCUCCGACGGAUCUUGAAACUGUCUGUUUAUGCUCAACUUCCUGGCCGACCUGGACGAUGGAUAACCGGUUUGUCUGGCCAAAGGACAGUGCAAGCGUGCCCGCUGCCGCCAGCACCGACCUUUCUCUCUUCCAGCAGACACUUCUGUUCAAACCUGCCGGGCGACCUUGUGUGUGAGGGGCCCCAUGAAUCUAACAUUGAAACCCCCGAUGGUGAGAGCAUUGUCGAAUCGGAUAAAAACAUGAGCAUCGAGUUUACCUGCAAUGUAGGUUUUCGUUAUUUUUUUCUUUGUGACUCCCAACACUGUUCGUAAAGAAAUGCAAAAACCGAACCAAAAAAUACUUCUCUAAACUGGCCUACACGAAGGGUCUCGUCAUCAUCCGUUGUCCAUCCUGUCAGGCCCUGCAUCUCAUUGCUGACAACAUUGGAUGGAUAAAGGAGCAGACACCCUGGUACGAGGACUAUUUUCAUCUCGUAUGCAUUGCCAUUUAACCCUAAUUUAGGCGAAUCGGAGAGCAGAAGCAUCUUUUAAAGGCUGGGGCUGGUGAGACCGCUGAGGACGAAGGCGAAAAGUAG
Molecule: messenger RNA, 578 nt
Organism: Spirometra erinaceieuropaei
Lineage: Eukaryota; Metazoa; Platyhelminthes; Cestoda; Diphyllobothriidea; Diphyllobothriidae
Source: the annotation of a GenBank genome assembly